Molecule: messenger RNA, 326 nt
Organism: Bursaphelenchus xylophilus (pine wood nematode)
Lineage: Eukaryota; Metazoa; Nematoda; Chromadorea; Rhabditida; Aphelenchoididae
Source: the annotation of a GenBank genome assembly
AUGCGUUCCGUUAUUGUACUCGUGUUGCUGGUGCUCGCUGUUGUAGUGAAUGGCGAGAAGUCUCAUAUCAAUUUGAAGCGAGUUGCAAGUCAGGGAUGUGAGUACUGCACUCUCCUGAUGCUGUGAUUUUACAGAACACCAUUUUAGCCGGUCUUUACAACAACUUAAAAGCCAGCUACGUUGCCAAGGCCGUUGGAACUCCACCCCAGAAACGUGAUGCCGCCUUUAACACCGCUUCAAACGAAGGUCGUGAAGGCACUGGGGCUACAACUACUGACGGCGAAGACAACGACGAUCUCGAAACCGACUGUCAUGGGGACCUUUAA